AUGCUUUCCAAAUCCCUCGCGUUGGUAGCCAGCACCGCCGGCUACCUAGUAUCGACGACUUCCGCCCAAACAACGACCACGCCCUUUUACACGGCCGUCUACACGACCUCGCUCGAGGCCACGCCCACUAUCGAUGUCCUCUGCGUCAGCCGCGAGACGUGGCUCGACACCGUACCCGUGAGCCUGGUGAUGCCCCGCGAGGUGUCGGGAUGGCCCGAGAACGGAGUCACCGUCGUCGGGGCCGCCGUCUCCAAGAUCCCCGUGCAAUGCGGAACCAAGACGAUGACAUGGACGACAUCCCUGCCCAUGAGCUGGACGCUGUCGGCCGCCGAACCCACGGGGGCGGAGCAGCCGACCGACGCGACCGAGACAGAGCCAAGCGAGGCGGAGAGCAGCGAAACCCAGUCCUCGUCGUCGUCGUCGGCGGCCGAGGCGAGCGAGGCCCAAGUCACCGCCCAGGCCAACCCCGCCACGCUCACGUCGACGUACGUCGCCACGGGGUCCGAGGUUAGCACGCUGGUCAACGAAGUCGUGGGCACGUCGCGGCUGGAGUGGUACAGCACCUCCCGGGUCACGUUCGUGGAGGUGGUCGGGCCCGACUACCCGGCCACGAUUGUGCGGACGGGCUACACGACGAUUGAGUUUUCGCACAGCGCGCAGGAUUUGCAGGUGGAGGAGUCCUCUUUUGAGGCUUCGAGCACGGGUUCGUUCUUGAGGACGACUACGAUGGUGCAAGUGUCUGCGGAGCCUACGGAAGAGGCAGAGGAGUAA
Parascedosporium putredinis is the source of this 771-nucleotide messenger RNA. Lineage: Eukaryota; Fungi; Ascomycota; Sordariomycetes; Microascales; Microascaceae. The record is from the annotation of a GenBank genome assembly.